AUGUAAAGGGCACUUCGAAGCUAAACUGUAGAUGUUCAAGCACUACAAAGAUAAAUUUAUCUCUCUGAAUAGGAUUAUUUUAGUAAAGGACAAGAGUUCAAUGAUUCUCCAUUAAAGAAUUCAAAUAAAAAUUCUUAACAACCAUUAUAAAAUAACAAAAUAAACAGCAAUAAAUAAAAUGGAAGUAAUAAAUACUUUGAAAGUAAAGCAAAUCCUAAAAUUAUGGGAAAUAAUGAAUUAAGAUUAUCAAUAAGGAAUCUUUUGAAAAUAGUUGAUUCAUCAAACAAAGAAAAGGAGUAAACAAAAUAAUAAGCAAACCCAUUGAAUGAUUAUAUUAAAAACGUUAUAACUUAGCAUAAUUAAACAUAUAAGUAUUAUUCUAGUGAUAUAAACCAUUCACACAACUAUAUAAAUUACUCGUAAAAAAAAAAGAAGUUGAAACCUUAGUAUUAGAGUUUUCUUGCCAACAAAGGGUCAGAGUUUGAAUAUUUACCUUAUUAACCUUAGGUAACUCCGAAUUAUUGGGCUGGAAUAUCUAAAAAUACAACAGGGAAAUCUAACACUGCUAUAGCACCUUAUGUUUUCAAGAUAAACAAUUAAAAAAUUGAUGAAAGUUAAUAGAAAAGUACUAGCCGCCUCUCUUCAAGCAGAAGUACAAGCAGAAAAAACUCAUAUGCUCCUACAGAUACUAUUUAAAAUGGUUAGACAAUUGAUUUUGAAAUGAACCCAUCAUUUGAAUUACAAUCUACUAUAUUUAUAGCUAAAGAUUAAGCUAAUGCUUUAAAAAAAUCUAACGAAGAUAUCGUUAAUAAAAGUCAAUGCUCAAGAAAUUCGGUGGGUGGAGAAACAAAAAAUUUUUAACUGCCUUUCAAAAGAGCUUCUUUAUAAUUCAAGUAAAAAGAAAAAAGAGUUUAGUCUGCUAGAGUGCAUAAGCCAUCAAACAAUUUAAAAGAGUAGAAUAAAUCUUAAGUAUCUAUAGAUUGCAAUCAUUUAUAUUACUCAAGUAUCUUCUAAGAAAGCAAUUAUAAUUAAGAAAGUAAAGAUUUUACGAGUAGCAAAGACUCAAAUUAAACACUUUAAAAGCCGAAAUAAUUAGAUCUUAAUAAUGCUGUCAAUAUGCCUGUAGAAGAUGAAAUAUUUAGCUCUCGCUCAAAUUUUAUGAGAGGAAAUACCUUAAAAAAUAAUUGGAUGAGCAGACUACAAUAAUAGAUAAAAGAUAAAAAUGAAUAAAAAUAAAAUUCUUAAAAAAAUUAGAAUAAAAGUAAUUAUUUUAUUGUGGAGGUUUAGUAACCUUAAACACCAUAAAAAGCUGAUUAGUUUUGCUUAACAAAUGAAUUUAUCAAAAAGCAAGCUAAAGGUUUACCAUUUUAAAUGAUUAAUUCUUUUUUUAUGGAGAAUGACAAUAAUAAUAUUUAAAAAAGCAAAUAAAUUAAAAGAGUUAGUGUUUCAAAAUCUAAUAAAAAAAAUAAACUUUAAAAUUAACAUGAUGAAAACCAUGUAUCCAUAACUUCUAUUUAAUUUUAUGACAAUUUUAAAGAUGGAUAUAAAAACGGCAUUACUAAGCCUAAAUAAAUAUCUCAUCAAUCAACACCAACGAGAAAAAAACUUGACGUAAAAACACCUCUAAAUUUUAAUAAUUGGAGGAAAUGA
This is a messenger RNA of Tetrahymena thermophila SB210, 1650 nucleotides long. RefSeq lists its product as hypothetical. The record is from RefSeq and is a predicted model, not a curated record. NCBI's taxonomy places the organism in Eukaryota, Ciliophora, Oligohymenophorea, Hymenostomatida, Tetrahymenidae. The transcript has a single exon.